UCAUUCGUCCAAGCCAUAGGGGGGGAUAUGGGGAUAUCGGCGUCGAAGAGGGUGAGGUCCUCCCUCCGCAGCUCGCCGGAGUUCGACUCGGCCUGCGACACCGCCUACGACCACUGCCUCGCCCUCACCCAGCACGCCUUCGACGGCGUCUUCCCCUACCAGCUCUCCUCCGCCUCCGCCCUCCUCCACCGCUCCCUCUCCCUCUCCUUCCCUCUCGUCUCCAGGUGGGUCCCCUCCCCACCCUCCCAGUCCCAGGUCGACCGCGCCCUCCGCCGCGCCACCGCCGCCGAUCGCCGGAGUCCGGGCGCCGGCGGCGGCGGGGAGGGCGACGGGCCCCAGCUGCUCGGGGCGGCGGAGUUCAGGGAGUGGGCCGCCGAGCUGUUCGCCGGGGCCGUGGUGGAGGGCGCCGGGAGGGCGGCGAUGACGCGGGUGCCGAUCGGGGUGGCGGGGAUCGCGGGGCUGGGGAUGGCGACGAGGAGCGGGAAGGAGGUCAUCGGGUCGGCGAUCGGGGUCUACGCGCUCGGCGUCGCCACGGCGAUUUACCUUGGCUUGUCUGGUUAGCGAUUUCUCCUGUUUUUUUUUUUUCUUUGUUUUGCUUGUUUUUUUUAAACUAAAUAUUGGUACUUUGUAAAUGUUAAUUUUCACUGUCGGGUCGGGGCAACCCCGUUCGAUUGCAAUGUGCCGGAAAUGAAUUGUGUUGAUGAAAUUGGGGGCGAAUUCGAGACAUGCUUCUUGAUGAGAUGAAUUGAAAUGGUGAAAGCAAAAUGUCGGGUGAUGAUGGGUCAAUCCUGGUAA
Molecule: messenger RNA, 795 nt
Organism: Syzygium oleosum
Lineage: Eukaryota; Viridiplantae; Streptophyta; Magnoliopsida; Myrtales; Myrtaceae
Exons: 1
Coding region: 28-561 (177 amino acids)
Source: RefSeq, a predicted model, not a curated record